AUGUAUGUUAUUGAUCUACCACGCCAGUUCUUCAUGGUCCGUUUUGAGCUAGAAGAUGAAUAUUUGACAGCACUUACUGGUGGACCAUGGCGUGCGUUUGGGAGUUAUCUUAUGGUCCUGGCAUGGACGUCGGAGUUCGAUACUCUAGUGGAUGAGAUCGUGACCACUCUGGGGUGGAUCCGUUUGUCGAAUAUUCCGGUUAGCUUUUACCAUAAGGCUCUCUUAAUGAUUAUUGUGAAGGGGCUGGGGAAACCGGUUAAGGUGGAUCUUACUACCCUAAACUUUGAGAGAGGACGCUUUGCUCGCAUCUGUGUGGAAGUUAAUUUGAAAAGACUGUUGAAGGGGACAAUAAUGAUUAACGGAGAGCGGUAUUUUGUGUCAUAUGAAGGGUUGAAAAAUAUUUGCUCUCUUUGUGGCAUGUUUGGUCAUGUUGUGCAUAGCUGCCCUCGUAAAAGUGUGGUACAACCAGUGGAAAAGCCGCAACAGAUUGUCGAAACAAGCUUGAGUACGUCGGGUGAGAAUCGUGGAGAUGAGGGUUUCACGCCGGUCCGGAUGCAGAAUAGACGGUCAACUCCACCGCCGGGGAUGGUUACGUUUGCGGCUGGAGAAGCCAGGGGCAAUUUGGUCAAUGAUUGGGGGAGGACCCAAAUUAAUGCAGAUCCCGUGAAUAUCACGGUUGCUAACAAAUUUGGAAGCUUGAGUGAUUUACCAGUGAUUUCGGGGGAUAUUGAUCAGAUGAUCAAAUUUGAAACACGACGUGGGGUGCAAGGAAAGCCUCAGACUGGUAAUGGGCGGAUGAACAAAGGAUAA
Camelina sativa (false flax) is the source of this 810-nucleotide messenger RNA. RefSeq lists its product as uncharacterized. Lineage: Eukaryota; Viridiplantae; Streptophyta; Magnoliopsida; Brassicales; Brassicaceae. The record is from RefSeq and is a predicted model, not a curated record.